Molecule: messenger RNA, 2241 nt
Organism: Pyricularia oryzae 70-15
Lineage: Eukaryota; Fungi; Ascomycota; Sordariomycetes; Magnaporthales; Pyriculariaceae
Exons: 5
Coding region: 185-1402 (405 amino acids)
Source: RefSeq, a predicted model, not a curated record
CUCAGUCACGGGACAGCAUUUUGUUUUACCAAUGAACCUAAAUUAACCCACCUGGGUAACAUAUUUAGGUACCUAGGUAGGCAUAAUAGAGGUAGCACGACAUUCUCGAAUUGGCGGCAAAUACACCCGUGCAUUUUUAUACGUGGUAACCUCCAAGCGACUGGAAGGGAAGGGAAGCCAAACCAUGCCUGGUAUCACCAAGGAUCGCAGGCCUAAAAAGCCCGUGGUGCACUGCGUCGGAAGCCGGCCGCCAUUUGAGCCGCAGAGCCGCUGCAGGGAUGUCUCCGCCCUCCAGGCCGCUGAGGAGCUGCUUUCCAAGGACGACUUUGCGAGCGCGAUCCGUUCCUUCUUCCAAAUACCGGUUGGGGAUGACUAUGUCUACCACGCUCUGGCCAGCGUCAAGCUGGAGGAGGUGCAGCGGGCCGUCGAGGCGGGCGGGGUUGGGGGACGCCAUGCUUGGUAUAGGAGGAGCGAGGACGGUCAACCUCUCCCAUCCCCACCACAACCAGACGUCGAAGCAUACAUCUCCAUCUUCGAUCCAGCAAAAUCCGCCCCCUCGGCGCUAAAGUCCUUCCGCUCCAACGCAAAGAAGGACUCCAUCCGCCUGGCAUGCGCCACCCUCCUAGCCGAAAAGCGCUUCAUCCACCCCGACCUCACCCAACCCCUCACCAUCCCCAAGCUCCGCAAACCCAGCACGACCAACACCACCUCCGCCGACACCCACCCCGCAAACCCUUACCUCACCUUCUGGGCCUGGUCGUGCCGACGCCUGCAGUGGUGCGGCCCGCACCCGACCACGGAGCGAGUGCGCAUGGCGCACCCGGUGCUGCCAGUGCUCAUGCACCACUUUGGCUGCGCCGUGCCGUCGCGCGAGGCCCUCGAGGUCCUGCGCGUCCUGGCCGCCGGCCGGACCGUCGCCGACCUCGGCUCCGGCAACGGCUACUGGUCCUUUAUGCUGCGGUGCCACGGCGUCCCCACCCUGGCCGUAGACAAUGAGCAGUCGCUGUGGCGCGCCAACUGGGUAGACGACACCGUUAUAGACGAUGGCGUUGCGUGGCUGCGUCGCCAGGAGCCGGCUGGUGGGAGGGACUUGGUUUUGUUGCUGGUUUACCCAGUAGUUGGCCAGGAUGGCAAGGGCGAGUUCACCCGCUCCCUCCUAGCCGCGUACACGGGCGACACCGUCGCUGUCGUGGGGACGCAGAACCGCAACGGAUAUACAGGUUUCGCGGGUAUGACCAUGGAUCAGUACAUGGAGCAAGAGGCGGCCAAGGACUGCCCCAGCAGCGAUAAAUGGGUGCGUGUGGCCCAGAUACCACUUCCCAGCUUUGCAGCAAAGGACGAGGCGCUGUUUGUAUUCCAGCGUGGGGAUCGUGCCCCGAGUACAGCUCACGUCUCUGGUUGAUACGCAAAACAGAUUAAUCCUCACUCAACAUGGCGAUUGCUCCCGGAUGGGAUAGUGGUGUAACAUCUGUUCAAUUACCCCAAGUCUUUUUGCAACGUGGCAGAAGGGAUGUCCUCUCAAACGUUGGCCCAAGACACGGUACACUUGCUCAGACUCUGUCGUGCCACCCCUCCCAACUAUCCAAACUAUUUAGACAAAAAUAAGCCACACGGCGGCGUGAUUUGUUCAGGAGAGUCCAGAUAGACGGCCUUGCUGAUGUACAAAAAACAAGCCAGCCCGGGCAAUGGUAUUUCCAAUAACGCCCCGCUUCAACUAACUGCUGUUGGUGACCCCCCACUGUGAUAUGUCACAAACGCUGUUCAAAAAGCACACGCAGGUGAUAAAACACAAAAGCCAAAGAAUAAGCCAACUUAAAAUAUUUGUACACGUGUGUUGUGAGGAUAUCUGCCGGGGGGGCAUGUCUUGCAACGCGAAAAAGAAAUCGCUCUUCCGGUGAUAGCUUCGGAUCGAACCCCGCUAGCCACCGUUCUCGUCGGUUUGUUGUUGAUUUUGUUGUUAAUGAGCGGAAGACGCCAGGCCCUGGCUCCGAAAAGAAAUAAGAGGGUUUUAUCUAGUACUUUUGAUAGGUGACAAGAUGUGAAAGGAAGUUAUGUGCUCACGCCAGCGAUUCUAUUGUAGGCGUCACCUCAUCAGCAGGCAGAAUUGUUCUGUGCGUGGCGAUGAGGAAGCCCUGCCAGCCGUCGAGGCAAAACGGGUGUAUAUAUAAAUGUCAUAAAGUGUGUCGUAAUAUGAUGCCAGACCGAUAUUAGAUGAUGAGGGUUGUCGGUCCCAUCCUUCAC